ACACUGAAAGCUGGAAACAGAAAAUGUUUUGCACUUAAAAUGACCACAUAAAAUAUGACCGUGUCUCUUUCGACUAACUUAACUGAUUGAUUGACUAAUCGAUUAGACUCUAAAUGAAACACUUUUAAUAAACUAAGCGAAGUUAAGUGUCAGUUAGGCGGAGUGAUUUUCUCAAUCAGUGACACAAAAAGCUAACGGCUCCUUUCUCUACGGACACUAAUGAGACGUUGAUAAACUAGAGCCUCCAGGCGGCGGAACAACACAAACAUCUGCUUCAGUGUCUCCAACGAUGGAAUAAUAGUGCUGGGGACCACCUGGAACCCCCUCAAGAAACCCUGGGGGUCCCCAGACCCCACUUUGAGAACCACUGGACUAAGUUACAUCAGCUGAGUAAAUAAAAAUACAUCACGUCGCCCACUGAAAGAUAUUACUUCUAAUGUUUAUCAGAGAUGAGGAGUGCCACGCCAGCAUGCAAAGAUGGUGUCUUGACAACUGCAGCCACUGAUUGAAGCUGAAAAUGUCAGAUCAAUGAGUAUUGAUCAACCCAUCAGACUUCAAUCAAGGUCUAACAAGCAGAAAUGGUGUCUUCCUGUUAGAGAUAACAUUCAGAUCAUUCAUUUAUUUGUUCAGUCUCAUGCACGCUUACAUUUUCACCAUAUUCAAGCACAAGUAGCCUUCAUGUGGCUCUUAAGGACAUGAGUUCAAAUCUGUCACAUGUUGGUUCUUAUUCCCUCUCUCCCACUUUCCUUCCUCUCAUUAAGUCUAAUAAAAUGCUUAAAAAGGUUUUGUUUUCUCCUACAUGAAACAUCCCAUCAUAUUAUGACCAGGAGUUAAUCAACCUGCUUAAUUAACUGUAGCUGUGUUUAGCAUCAAAUCAAAGUUGGCAAACAAAUAUAACAGGGGUAUUUUUCCCUCCAAAGGUUCCUUCAGGAACUCUUUAAAUAGAGAGGCUUCUUGAUAUAACCAUCCGCCUCCAUAUGAAACAAUAAGAGGAACUAAACGAAUAACAGGAAAUGACUUUUGUUUUCUGAUAUCGGGUUGAUUAUCUCGUUAUCCCCAGAUAACAUUUAAAAAAUUGCAAACACGGCUACUCUCGGCUUCCGUACUAGAAGAUUGUUUCUUCACAUCUAAUUGACACUCUAAUUAUGUUCGACAGUUUAUUAGAUGAUCAUUUAAGCUUCCUAUAAGACAAACCGUAAUCAAAUUACAUGUGAUGAUUCUUUCAGAACAACAACUUAUUGUAUUAAAUGUAGAAAUAUCACAACAAAUCUGUGAGGUCAUUAAUAAUAACUUGAUAAUAACCCCAUGGAGGUAAAAACAUGACGUUUCUAUAACUCGAACUUCCGCAAAAAACAGUAAAUGAUUUGAGGAGGUUUAAUGCAGCGGUGGGAGGAAACAGACACACAGUCCGCUGGUGCCACCAAGUGGUUUCAUCUUUAACCAUGAACUAAGCGGAUCCUUGUGUGUCAAAAGCUGCGGAGACUCUGUUACAGGAGCACCUACUCUCCAGCGGGGGACAAAAAACGAGUGGAGAGUUUUUAAAAAGUCGUUUGAGCAUCAUUUUGGUAACUUUUUCUGGAUUAUAACUUUGUUUCCUUGUUUGACUGUGGGAUCAAGAGAAGCUGCGCAGAACUUUUUUUCUCCCCCCCCCCCGCAGCUGUUUCUGACUUGAAGUUUGAUUAUGAUACUCAGCUGCGUUGUUGCUGUGCUCGUUUUACAUCUCACAGCUGGCACUGAGACAACAGUGUACGACACCUACAAUGAUUUUGCAGAGGAAGACACAACCCCUCAACUAGACUACAAAGACCCGAACUGGUGUCAUUCUCCGAAUCUCCCCAACGGGGAGGUGACCUGCCACUCCCCUCGAGGUGGCGGCUACCGGAGCACGUUGGGCACCCGCUGCGAGUUGACCUGUGACCGAGGAUACCGGCUGAUUGGGAAGAGCUCGAUUCAGUGUACCGCCAGCCGCCGCUGGUCUGGGUCUUCUUACUGCCGCAAGAUGCGUUGCCAUGUGCUGCCCCUCAUCCCGCACGGCAGAUACACCUGCAGUGAUGGCUUCGUGGUGGACUCCAGAUGCGACUUCACGUGUGACCCCGGCUACCGCGUAGAGGGGGAACACUCACGUACCUGUCAGCACGGGGGAUCAUGGAGCGGGGGGCAGCCCGUUUGCUCAGACACUGAUCCUCCAAAGAUCAAGUGUCCUCGGUCCAGACUCAAGAUUGCAGAGCCUGGAAAACUCACUGCCAGCAUGACCUGGGACCCCCCCACUGCCACAGAUACUGCUGAUAAAUCACUCGAUGUAAUAUUAAUCGGCCCUGAGUCAGGCACCGACUUCAAAGAGGGAGCAAGCAUUAUCCGAUACAAAGUGUACGAUCAAGCCAGGAACAGAGCCGCCUGCAAGUUUAUCGUUCGUGUUGAGGUGAGAAGAUGUCCUACACUUUCUCCACCUAUGCACGGCUACCUCACCUGCUCCUCUGAUGGGAAUAACUACGGAGCGACUUGUGAGUACCACUGCGAUGGAGGAUAUGAGCGGCGGGGGGUGGUGAGCCGUGUCUGCCAGUUCAACCGCAGCUGGGGUGGACGCCCUGCUGAGUGUGUCCCAAUGGAGAUUAAAUCAGACGUGAAGACAGCAUCUGCUCUCCUGGAUCAGUUCUAUGAAAAGAGGAGGCUGCUGAUCGUGUCUGCUCCCAACAUAUCUGACGCGGAGUACCAAAUGCAGAACAUCAUGAUACAGAAAUCAGACUGUGGAUUAGACCUGCGACACGUAACGGUGAUCGAGCUCCUGGGCUCCCCGCCACGUGAGACGGGCCGCAUCAAGGAGAGUCAGCUGACCUCUGAAGUCAUCGAGGGUCUGAGGCAGGUGUUCAGAAUCUCCAGAUCCUACUUCAGCAUGGUGCUGCUGGACAAGCACGGACUGGAUCGAGAGCGCUUCAUUAUCCCGAUGGCGUCAGACGAGUUGUUCUCCUACAUCGAUAGUUUCCUGCUGAACGAAGAGGAACGUGAGAGGCUGGAGCUCCACAGAGACUUCUGUGAUAAUUAGAUAAAAGCACUCUGGUUGCCACAGCGAUAAACUCGUCAGCAUUACUAACACAAAAUGAGGAGGGACAAACAAGCAAGUAGGUCCAGAAGAACUUUAGGAGGGGAAAAAAAAAAAGAGGACAAGAACGCAGUUUGUCGUGUUAAAAUGUGAUCAUUAUACAACACUGAAGUGCUAGCACUGUUUCUCUAUAACUAAUCAUCAGCGGAGAUACAUGGGGGCCAGAAAACUGUCGCCACACCUACAGAAAAUACAGCAGACAGUGCUGGAGGUAAAACAUAUAUACAUAAAAGAUAAGAUUGGAUGCAUAUUUUUAAUAAGAUUUCUGCCAAAUUAUCUAAAGAACCAACAAAAGACUACUGACAAAAACUUGAGCAGACAGAUCACUUUUAAGUUAGCGGGUAUCUGAAUGUAAUAGAGUUGAGAAAAUCAAUCAUGUCUUUGGUUUGGUCAAUUUUUAUUGGGUGAGCAGAGUAUUCAAGGCAACCUUGAGGUAAACAUAGAUCUGAUCACACUCCACUAGGGAGUUAAAAGUUAAAAUCUACAUUUAUAUCUGCAAAUAGACAUAUUUAAUAAUUUCUAAUAAGGCUUUUUAUGCAACUUAUAUAAAUAUAUUUUUUACAUAAUAGUAGUAACGUAAAGUACAAUGGAUACUUAACAGUAUAGAUUAAAAUAAGCACAAUUUGUUGUAUGCAAAUAGCAGAAAUUUUGUGUAACACCAGUUUCUAAUGGAUUGUUUCAGUGUAACUCAACUGUACACUAUUAUAAAGAAACGGUGACACAUUAUGACAACAUUUCUGUGUUAAGUGCUUUGUGUGAUUUUGAUAUGAGCCUGAAAUUAAAAACAUACAAUGACUGUCACAGUGCUCCUAAAAUAAAUCCAGCGUUUAGUGUUGUGAUGCUUUGGCACAUUUUCAACAGUAAUAUUGGUCUGCGAUCAGUUGGAUCCACGCUGGAGAUAAACCGCAUACAGGUGUGAGCAGAUGUUAACUGUUCAUCAGAGUGUGUCUGCAUACAGCCAAUCAGCUGAGUCUAUUCAUCUCAGUGGGGCAGGUCUGUCGCAAUAAUCGUGCAAAAUAAAAUGAAUCCAUAAUCAAA
Molecule: messenger RNA, 4135 nt
Organism: Thunnus maccoyii (southern bluefin tuna)
Lineage: Eukaryota; Metazoa; Chordata; Actinopteri; Scombriformes; Scombridae
Gene: srpx2
Product: sushi-repeat containing protein X-linked 2
Exons: 11
Coding region: 1682-3040 (452 amino acids)
Source: RefSeq, a predicted model, not a curated record